AGGCCUGUCAGUCUGCUAGCUCUGCAGAGGAAGAUGGCGCCUCUUAGAGACAGGGUCUCUACGCUGCCCCGGCUCCAACUGCUAGUGCUGUUGUUGCUGCCGCUGCUGCUUGUGCCCCAGCCCAUCGCAGGUCAUGGCGGCAAGUACUCGCGGGAGAAGAAUGAGCCCGAGAUGGCCGCCAAGCGUGAGUCCGGGGAGGAGUUCCGCAUGGAGAAGCUGAACCAGCUAUGGGAGAAGGCCAAGCGGCUGCAUCUGUCUCCUGUGAGGCUGGCCGAGCUGCAUUCUGACCUGAAGAUACAAGAGAGGGAUGAACUCAACUGGAAGAAGCUGAAGGUGGAAGGCCUAGACGGGGAUGGGGAGAAAGAAGCAAAACUGGUCCACAAUCUCAAUGUCAUCCUGGCCAGGUACGGACUGGAUGGGAGGAAGGACACCCAGACAGUGCACAGCAACGCCCUCAAUGAAGACACCCAGGAUGAGCUGGGGGACCCCAGGUUGGAAAAGCUGUGGCACAAGGCAAAGACAUCAGGGAAAUUCUCCAGUGAAGAACUGGACAAGCUGUGGCGAGAGUUUCUGCACUACAAAGAGAAGAUCCACGAGUACAAUGUACUGCUAGAUACACUGAGCAGAGCUGAAGAAGGUUAUGAGAACCUUCUCAGCCCCUCUGACAUGACCCACAUCAAGAGUGACACCCUGGCCAGCAAGCACAGUGAACUGAAGGACAGACUGCGUAGUAUCAACCAGGGCCUAGACCGCCUGAGGAAGGUCAGCCACCAGGGCUACGGCCCCGCCACUGAGUUUGAAGAGCCCCGAGUGAUAGAUCUGUGGGACCUGGCUCAGUCUGCCAACUUCACCGAGAAGGAACUGGAGUCGUUCAGGGAGGAGCUUAAGCACUUCGAGGCCAAAAUCGAAAAGCACAACCACUACCAGAAGCAGCUGGAGAUUUCCCACCAGAAGCUGAAGCACGUGGAGAGCAUCGGUGACCCCGAGCACAUCAGCCGCAACAAGGAGAAGUACGUCCUGCUGGAGGAGAAGACAAAGGAGCUGGGCUACAAGGUGAAGAAGCAUCUGCAGGACCUGUCCAGCAGGGUCUCAAGGGCUCGGCACAAUGAGCUCUGAGACCAGAAGCCACUGGCAGUAGCCUAGAGAGGCUCUUGAAGACACUGGGAACUGUCAACUUGUCAUACUGGUGUGGCUGUCCACAGUGGCAAGGAGAAAUACCGAUCUGAUCCUGCUGCGGCUGGCAAGGACUAAUUUUCUUUCAAGCAAGUGUAGCUGUCACCGCCCUGGUUGAGGGCUUUGGGUACAUCUACCAAUGAGAUAUGACCGGUCUCCAUGCUGCAGCAAAAGUUUACAUUGAAAUUAUAUAAAUCUGUCACUGGAAAUGUUAUGUACAGAGUCCUUAAAUACAUGGCAG
This is a messenger RNA of Rattus norvegicus (Norway rat), 1414 nucleotides long. RefSeq names its product LDL receptor related protein associated protein 1 (gene Lrpap1). The record is from RefSeq and is marked validated. The transcript is spliced from 8 exons. The coding region runs from base 34 to 1116 and encodes 360 amino acids. Gene Ontology annotation, biological process: amyloid-beta clearance by transcytosis; negative regulation of receptor internalization; negative regulation of amyloid-beta clearance. Lineage: Eukaryota; Metazoa; Chordata; Mammalia; Rodentia; Muridae. Gene Ontology annotation, cellular component: cis-Golgi network; endoplasmic reticulum-Golgi intermediate compartment; Golgi lumen. Gene Ontology annotation, molecular function: receptor ligand activity; heparin binding; low-density lipoprotein particle receptor binding.